This is a messenger RNA of Penicillium macrosclerotiorum, 672 nucleotides long. RefSeq lists its product as uncharacterized. Gene Ontology annotation, molecular function: protein binding. Bases 1 to 672 code for a protein of 223 amino acids. The transcript has 2 exons. The record is from RefSeq and is a predicted model, not a curated record. NCBI's taxonomy places the organism in Eukaryota, Fungi, Ascomycota, Eurotiomycetes, Eurotiales, Aspergillaceae.
AUGGGUAUCACAACACUACCUCCGGAGAUCGUCCAGGCUAUUAUAUCGUUCCUUGACCUUGAUAACAUCAAGGCUCUCCGUUUAGGCAGCCGAGACCUAGCCGCGAUAACCCUUGGCCCACGUUUCUUAGGCUUCAUUCGCGAGCCUACUCUGGAUGUAUCCUUGAAUAGCCUUCGUUCGCUUCAUGCUCUGGCAUGUAACUCCGUGCUGCGCGGAAGAGUUCAUAAUUUGACUCUACUAUCUACAGUGUUUGACUGUUCCGAGCAAGAAAGAAAGCUAAAAGAGGGCAUAUACUGGGCUGACGAAUCAGAAGAUGAAUUUUCUGAGCCAGUACGGAAGGAGUACUCCCAAGAGGAACUUUCAUUGUUCCAGUCUCAAGUGGACUGGGUGAAAGAACAGGAGAAGAAUCGCCAAGAAGAGUCCGUGGAUGAGAUGACCAGUCUUCUUCAGUCAAUUUUCACCAGAUUCGGUCAUUUAGAAGCCAUCAUACUAGAUGCUGUGAUAAUGAAGGGACACGGUUUAAAGGACCCUUAUGGCUCACGCCCUCUAUGGGUCCCGCUCUGCGCCCGAGCCUCCACUGUAUUCAACAUGAUUCUGACAUCCAUAGACGCGGCAUUGAUUCCUUUGACACGACCGAGCAAGCUUUUCACGAAGGCUGCGGACCCAUUAUAG